Molecule: messenger RNA, 309 nt
Organism: Arachis ipaensis
Lineage: Eukaryota; Viridiplantae; Streptophyta; Magnoliopsida; Fabales; Fabaceae
Source: RefSeq, a predicted model, not a curated record
AUGUCACCAUAUAAAUUGGUGUAUGGGAAGGCUUGUCAUCUACCAUUGGGUCUUGAACACAAAGCAUUCUGGGCCCUCAAGCUGCUAAACUUUGAUAAUAAUGCUGCUGGUGAAAGGAGGCUUUUGCAACUGCAAGAACUAGAAGAAUUCAUAUCCCAAGCCUAUGAAAAUGCCAAAAUUUACAAGGAAAAGGCAAAGAAAAGACAUGACAUCAAGUUGGCACCAAGAAGCUUUGAAGAAGGACAGAGAGUGCUCUUCUACAAUUCCAAGCUAAUGUUAUUUCCUGGGAAGCUAAAGUCAAGAUGGUAA